AUGGAGUCGACUAAAGCCGGUGUAAUCACCUACAUCAGCUCAUCCAGCUUCAGCCCAGAGUCCUGCCACAGCGACUCGUCCAAUGGCAGCGACCAGUCGUCCUCUCCUCUCCACGGCUCGUCCCCAAAGCGAGGCCCCGGGGCCCUGCCUGCUCUGAAGGGACGAGGGCCCUCCACUGCCAAGUGUGGCAUCACCAAGCUGAACGGACUGGUGCUGCCCUGCAAGGUGUGCGGGGACGUGGCAUCGGGUUUCCAUUACGGAGUGCACGCCUGCGAAGGAUGCAAGGGCUUCUUUCGCCGGAGCAUCCAGCAGAACAUCCAGUACAAGAAGUGCCUGUUGAACGGCAGCUGUCCCAUCAUGAGGAUCAGCCGCAACCGCUGCCAGCAGUGCCGCUUCAAGAAGUGCCUGCUGGUGGGCAUGUCCCGGGACGCGGUGCGAUUCGGGCGCAUCCCCAAGCGGGAGAAGCAGCGCAUGCUCCUGGAGAUGCAGAGCGCCAUGAACAACAUGAUGAACAGUGAGCUGCAGGGCCCCAAAGCUCCGCCCACCAACACGGACGCUACCUCAGACACGCCCUCCUCUUCCCCCCGCAGCCAAUCAGACUCCAGCGUCUCCAUGGACACCAGCUCUGGCUCCCCCAGCGCGUCGGACAGCGGCGAGGAGGAAGUGAUCGGCUCGGUGACGCGCGCUCACCAAGACACCUUCAUGUAUAACCAGGAGGCUCCGCCCACCGACAACUGCCCGACCAAUCACAGCACAGAGCAUUGGAACCAUCGCAACAACCUGGUUACCAUGGAAACACAACCAAACCAGGAACCCAGUGCCUGCCCCUUCUCAGCUGCCCAAAGCAGCACCUGCCUGGCCCCCGAGGGCCCCGAGCACAGCACAUACGGGCGCCCGGUGUGGAGGGGGGGCACCCGCAUGCACCUGGUGUGUCCCAUGAACCUGUCCCCUCACGUGGACCCCAACAAGUCCGGCCCCUCGGUGUGGGAGGAGUUCUCUCACAGCUUCACCCCCGCAGUGCGGGAGGUGGUGGAGUUUGCCAAAAAGAUCCCCGGCUUCAGAGACCUGUCCCAGCACGACCAGGUCAGCCUGCUGAAGGCUGGCACCUUCGAGGUGCUGGUGGUGCGCUUCGCCUCUCUGUUUGACGUGGCAGAGCGCACGGUGACCUUCCUGGGGGGUAAGAAGUACAGUGUGGACUGUCUGAGGGCCAUGGGGGCCGGGGACCUGCUCAACUCUAUGUUCGACUUCAGUGAGAAACUCAUGAACCUCGGUCUGAGCGACGAGGAGAUGAGCCUGUUCACCGCCGUGGUGCUGGUGUCUGCUGACCGCUCUGGCAUCGAGAACGUGAACUCGGUGGAAGCGCUGCAGGAGACACUGAUCCGUGCCCUCCGCAGCCUCAUCACCAAGAAGCACCCCAACGAGGCGGCCAUCUUCACCAAGCUGCUUCUCAAGCUGCCGGACCUGCGCUCGCUCAACAACAUGCACUCUGAGCAACUGCUGGCCUUCAAGGUUAAUGGGAACCUUCUUCAGUUGCCGCCACAUGUUUGA
Knipowitschia caucasica is the source of this 1548-nucleotide messenger RNA. The record is from the annotation of a GenBank genome assembly. NCBI's taxonomy places the organism in Eukaryota, Metazoa, Chordata, Actinopteri, Gobiiformes, Gobiidae.